Marchantia polymorpha subsp. ruderalis is the source of this 510-nucleotide messenger RNA. Lineage: Eukaryota; Viridiplantae; Streptophyta; Marchantiopsida; Marchantiales; Marchantiaceae. The record is from the annotation of a GenBank genome assembly.
AUGGCAGAUCGAGCAGUCAUUGCGCGGGACGAAGGGCCCCGCAGACGGCGUCGCGCCCGUCCCCGUCAACUCUCCAGGCCCUGCCUGCCAGUGGCUCUGUCGUCGCCGGACAUCCACUGUUCCUGUACCCCGGCGAGGCAGGAACGGAUCGGAUCCAUCGGAUGUUUUGAGGUACUGGCAGUUGUGACACUCUAUCUAGAUCUAUCUACUCGUCGAUCGCGAGCCUUCGCAAGUCGACUGGCGAUCUCGAUGGACGUUGGCAGCGGGGAAGGUAGCUGCGAUCCUUCGCAAGUCGACUGGCGAUCUCGAUGGACGGUAGCAGCAGGGAAGGUAGCUGCGAGUUUCGUUGUUGCUCUUCUGCGCCCCUCGUCCCUCGUCCCUCGUCCGGACACUUCGAGACGACAAGGUCCGUUUGAACCAUCAGGUCGUCUGGCCAGUGGGCGGCCGCCACGUCAGAUUUGCUCGACGCGGUUGUUCAGAGUCCAGACAUGGCUACUUACUGCUUUCUGA